Molecule: messenger RNA, 450 nt
Organism: Spodoptera littoralis (African cotton leafworm)
Lineage: Eukaryota; Metazoa; Arthropoda; Insecta; Lepidoptera; Noctuidae
Source: the annotation of a GenBank genome assembly
AUGGGAAAUUAUCUUAGCUCAGGAAUGGAGGAAAACUUCAAAAAGAAUCAAGAAUUUAUGCACAGAAUAAAUAUGGAGAGGCAAAUACAACUUCAAUAUCAGAUGCAAGAGCGACAAAUGGCGAUGCAAAUUGCUAGAAGUAGGGACACCUGCCUUUGGUUCACUACAUUUUACGUGGUCGCUGCAGCAGGCCUUGGCAGUGGGUUCAGAAGGACUAAAAGACCGUAUCUUUUGAUACCUUUAGUACCUCUCACAUUUGUGACUCUCUACUAUUGGGAUCUUGCCUAUGGAAACAAAAUACACAGGAUAAGAAUGGAAGCGGAACACAUAAUGACACACGAGCAAGAUUCCCUGGAAUGGCCUUGUGGCCUGCCCACACCUUCGUCAAUUGACCUUGGUCGUUUGGACGUAGAAGAAAAGAAGAAGAUGCAUCCCUCCUUGUUCGCGUAA